Messenger RNA from Anas platyrhynchos (mallard), 6441 nucleotides. The record is from RefSeq and is a predicted model, not a curated record. NCBI's taxonomy places the organism in Eukaryota, Metazoa, Chordata, Aves, Anseriformes, Anatidae.
GUAGGGAUUACAAGGAGAAGGUAGGACUUGGUAAUGUGGUUUGGAUACUAGGUGGAAAGUGGCAAUUCUUUACUUUUUUUCUUCCUCUGGAAGAAAAUAGAGACUGUACUCAGAGACUGUACUCAGAGAAACAGAGCAAAGGCAAGAAUGGCUCUAACAGCAUGAGUCAGAAGAGGAAAGAAAGGAAAAGGUAUCACCAAAUAAACAGGGUGGACCAAUGCCCAAGAACCUGGCUCUCAUCAGAACCUGGCUCUCAUCAGAAACGCACAGGCAAAGGGUGAGAAACAACAGGCAAAAUCUGCAGCGAGGCAAGUUCUGAUCAUUUACCAGGAAAAAUGUUUCCCAGAGUGCAUGAAUAAGCACUGAAGCUGGUCGCUGGGAGACUUUCAGACCCUGCCUGGAAAAAGCUCUGAGCGACCUGACCUCGCUGUGCAUCAGCUUUACUGGGAGGUUGGACUGGAGACCUCUGGGAGUCCCUUCCAACCUCAGUGGUUCUCUGAUUCUGGAUGAAAAAUGCACCAAGGGGGGAUUUUUAAAUUUUUUACCCUCCUCUUGUCAUGCUAGGAGACUUGAAGCAGCGUUCAGAGAACAAGCUCUCUCCUGGGGCCGCAGAAACCCUAACAUGCAGUUUUUGUUCUCAACAAAGCGAAGAGUUUUCUUCUGCCCCUCCAAAACGGUGACCUUUCCCUGCUGGACUUCAGGCAGCACAGUCGUCCUCAGGGCUUCUCCACGCUGCUUGCAGAGUCAGCCCCUUGUCAGAAAGGUUGCCAAAUCCCGCAUGGCGAGGCAAUCUCAGGCAACGAGGAAGGAUUGUGUUUCAAAACUCCAAUUCCCAUGAACUUGCAAAAACAAGCCAUUUCCCUGGUGGCCUUCUCUGUGUGGUGUGGCUGCUGCUCGUGCUGGAUAGGAUCCAGGGUAGUUUUUUCAAGCUGAGAGCAGACUUUGUUUGCCUAAAGCCAACGAUACAACACUGUAGCAUUCCUCCCUUUUUAACGACAAAGACCGUGGCUUUGGGAAAAAACUGCUUUUCUGCAUCUGAAGGAGUACUGAUGGGAGCACAGAUAUUUCAGCUGUUCUCGGUUUAGUUGAUGCCUUACCCAUUUUGUCGCGACAUCUGCGUUGCACAAACGUUACUUGCAGCUGCUUGUGCCACGCAAAGAUGCUGAUUGCUGUAGAAUUUGUGUAGUGUUAUUAGGGGGGAAAUAAGGCCGGAAAUUUUGUGGUAUUUGGUUUGUCCAGAGUGGGUAAAGGAUGAGUUAGUCAUCACAUCCUUCCUUCCUAGGUCCAUUUCAGCAUUUAACAGCCCCAAAUCGUGCACUAUUACUCUUACAGUGUUGCUAUUCAGAAUGAGUUCUGCCUACCUACAGCACCGUAACCAAUUACACACACCACCUCAGACAUACAUGUAUUAUUAAAUUUAAAUAAUUCUUUGCUGUGGUCAAUAUGCUACAGGUUAGUGUUGGUAAGGUAGCCAUAGUACACUCAAAGGUUUUCUUACAGGUCUUCUCCCAGGCUUGUGCUUGUGAGUCGUGGUGCCCUGCACAUCCCUUGGCAAUAAUCCUGUUAAAACUCCUUUUAGUAUUCCAUGUUAAACUGGAUUUUGCUUUUGAGCUUUUUAAAUUAACGUCAUGCCAUGACAUUUUGAGUGCAUCAUUGAAUUAAUUUUGUAUCAGGUACCUGUCGCCAGCCAUUUCUCUCUAAUAGAAAUAGCAAAAUCAGGAGCAGUUUUAUCAUUGCUGUGACAAGAUUGGGCCCUCUGUUGGUUGCUGAUGAAGAAGCACAGGUUUUACCAGAGUAGAUGAUCCCAGAUGAUCCCUGGGCUGCAGGUCAUGUGUUAAAUACAGAUUCAAUUCUAAAAAAUAUAUAAAAAGUAAAAUAAUGACUGAUUCAUCCCCCUAAAGUUUGUUUUUAUGACAGCAAUGAGAUAGUUAACUGAUGGAAAUGGGACUUGAGCCUUCUUGUGGCUGUGUUUGCUGCAGCUCUUGAAAUGUUGCUUAUAAAUAAAAGGACCAAAACUGAUAAGAAUGAAGGCAGUUUAAGUCACAUCGUUUCAUGGCAUCUGGCAAAAAAAAUAAUUGUAGCACAUAUUUGAUAUAUAUGAUGGAGGUUGCAACACUUCGUUAGCUUUUUGAUCAUUGACAGUGACUAUUAGGAAUAAAGUCCAGCAAAAGUGCUCUUAAAUUAGGGCUGUAUGGGGAAAAUGUGUUCAUCUCCAUGCAACCUUGUGUUUUUGUUGGCCAGACAAGAAAAAAGAAGCUGCUUGUUGAAGGGUCAGCACUUCCUCUAGGUUCCCACACCACGUACGAGCAAACACUGGCAUUGCUUUCUCUUCCAAAACGUAAGGCUGCAUUUCAAUAUUUCAGAUAUUCCUGCUUUGAACCUCCCAGUAAAUGUUUCCUUUUCAAUGCCACGGGCAAAAUUGAGUGAAAAGGUUCUUUGAAAGUGAAGUAAGUUUAUCAACUACACAAACUUCAAUAGUAGACGUUUUUCAUCAGACGUAGCCAAGAAGACGACUUAGGUUUGUUUGUUCUACCUCGAGGUUUGCUAGGGAAGUCGUACGAGUAGAAAUGCCUCUCUGCUGCUAAAAAUACGUGCCGUUUGGGAAAAUAUGCCUAGAUGUGACUUCCCUGACCUCUGCGAUUUCUAAUAAACCGUUGAGAGUCCUCGAGCAGCUGCACCGAGAAGAGGUCAAAAAUAUCUCUUGGCACACUUGUGCUCCGUCUAUGGAUCGGUCUUCCCUUUGUAAAAACAAAGACGUUUCUGUGAGUCAUUUAUAUUCCUUGUGUUUUUUUUCGAGUGAUGCUUCUCCGAGGCAUUUCUAUUUUAUAUUCUUUUCUUGUAUGUAGCAGUCAAGGGCAUCUGGUACAAAUUCUGCUGUAGCUCAUCAGCCGUUGACCAGGCUACUCGCUGGGCUGGGAGGGAAAGGUCCUCGUGAUGACACAGGCGAAGGAAUAGCAGGAUGAAUUAGAGCCGUAAGGCAAAAAGCUGAGCCUGUGUUAUGAAAAACAAAUCAUUUCAGUCGGAAUUUGUCAUUUCCAGUGACACGAUUGAGGUUAAUGGUACGGUAUUAAAUACCGGGACGCCACAGAUAAAAUGGCUUUGACAGCAAGGCAGAUAGGUAGCAGUGUUUCAUUCCUUUUUAUGGAAAAACAGGACUGGGCUGUGACAAAUUAUACCCGUGGCCCCAAAUUGUCAAUAAGCCAUCUCUAAAUUUAGUCAGCUGCUUUUAGCUGACUUUUGUUCCAUUCCUUGUGCUUGCAUUAGAGCAACUGCCAUAUCAACAAAAAAAGAAAUAAAAAUGCACAUUUUAUUCAUACGUGUAGGUGGUUUUUUGUUUUGUUGGCAUUUUUUGGUUAAGUUUUGAGGUAUUUCUUCAAAGAUUGUAAUUGUGGUUCGUGGCUCCAGAUGCGUCCCAACUGAUUUCUCACGAUACAUAAAAACUCGUGCUGAAUAUCCAAAGUCUGACCAAGCCUUAAAACGGGGCUUUUUUUCUAAUUCUUCGUGAGUUAUAGUAAGAAAUACUUUUUUUCCUUCCUCUGUAGGAAGAGAGAGGUGGUAAAGCAGAAGGAUUUUCUUUUUAGUCGCCUGUGUGGGGCUGUAGCUGUUUGUCUGCAAUAGAUCUAUCAGAAUGACUGCUGCAAAUAACUUGGUCUGAUUUUGUUUUUGUUCCACAUUCUUGUGUUCCUUCGGCAGUGAUGGAUUGAGAUUGCUGCAAUACUCAGAAACUCGGGUAGGCUGCAGUUGAGAUGAGCUGACUUUCCUGCUUUUAAGAAGUGGCAUGAAUUUUUUUGGCUGAGGGAGGAAAGGCAAAGCUCUAGCCUCCGACCAAGCAGGAAUUUAUUCUUGAAACAAGCAGCGAAGUUCCAAGAUGAGAAUAGAUUGCUGGAGUUGAUCUCAUCCCUUGCAUGAGUAAUUCUGGGUGGUUAUUUAGUCGUCUGAGCAGGAGAUUAUAAACUCAGGACCGAGCUUUGUUUCUAGAAACUGGAGUGCUCAAGGAGCUGGGGUAGCUCCUUCUCGGGAUUAUCUUUACUCUGGGGAGAUCAACGUGUCAAUAAUCUGCCCUGCUCAGAUCUUGAGACUGUCCCGUGCAGCGUGCAGCUCCCUCGUCCAAAGCUUCAUUCUGAGCAGUUCUGAAAUGGCAAAUAUCCAACAUUAAUAAUCCACAUAGCAGAACUGGGAGGAGGCUGCUGUGGGGGCAGCAGUAUCACGUUGAACUUCAAACGGGCUUUUUAAUAGUCAGAACAGUGUACAAUACUGGAGGAAGAGAAGCUGCAGCAAGAAGAACGAAUGAGAAUGGAAUCCAGGCGACAAGUCACGGUGUCCUGGGACUCAGGAGGAUCGGAUGAGGCUCCUCCCAAGCCCAGCAGGCCUGGUUACCCCAGCCCAAGAUCCAGUGAAGGGUUUUAUCCGAGUCCACAGCAUAUGGUACAGCCAAAUCACUACCAGGUAUCUGGCUACCCUGGUUCUCACGGGAUACCAGCUAUGGCAGGCAGCAUCUAUCCAGGGCAGGCUUCUCUCUUGGAUCAAACAGAUUCCUGGAACCAUCGACCUCAGGAAAUAUCAGUGUGGCAACCAAACAUGGAGGAUUCAGGCACUUUGGACAUACGAGGAAUGGGGCAGGUUCUACCCACACAUCUCAUGGAGGAGAGGUUGAUACGACAACAACAGGAGAUGGAAGAAGAUCAACGCUGGCUUGAAAAGGAGGAACGAUUCCUGAAACCCGACGUGCGGCUCUCCCGGGGCAGCAUCGACCGCGAGGACGGAGGUCUCCAGGGCCCUGCUGGUAACCAGCACAUCUAUCAGCCUGUGGGGAAACCAGAUCACACAGCGCCGCCAAAGAAACCUCCCCGGCCCGGAGCCCCCGGCCACUUGGGCAGCCUGGCAAGCCUCAACAGCCCCGUGGACAGCUACAACGAAGGCGUGAAGCCAUGGAGGCUUCAGCCGCAGGAAAUCAGCCCUCCUCCCACGGCCAACCUGGACCGCUCCAACGACAAAGUCUACGAGAACGUAACGGGGCUGGUGAAAGCCGUCAUCGAGAUGUCCAGCAAAAUCCAGCCAGCCCCGCCGGAGGAGUACGUGCCCAUGGUAAAGGAGGUGGGCUUGGCGCUGAGAACCUUGCUGGCAACGGUGGAUGAGACCCUGCCGGUGCUUCCUGCCAGCACCCACAGAGAGAUCGAGAUGGCGCAGAAGCUGCUCAACUCUGAUUUGGCCGAGCUCAUUAACAAGAUGAAGCUGGCCCAGCAGUACGUCAUGACCAGCCUGCAGCAGGAGUACAAGAAGCAGAUGCUGACGGCCGCUCACGCUCUGGCCGUGGACGCCAAAAACUUGCUGGAUGUCAUCGACCAAGCCCGACUGAAAAUGAUCAGCCAGUCCAGGCCGCACUAGGAGCACCGAGGGAAGAGUUUCAGCAGGCUGAAGGAAUUCUGCUCGCCACAGGCUGACCUUCCACCAGCAGCGAGGAUUCACCCAGCGCAGUCCUGGCUUUCCAGUGACUCUUGCUUCAGCUGCCUGGCAGCCGGCGCUUCUCUCCCGCGACAAAAAAAAAAAGUUGAACCCAGUUUUUUUUUAAAAGCCGAGCUGGUCUGGGAUUGAAGCAGCGGUGUGGGCAGCAGCCGAAGUCUGUACAGAAGGCCCUGGGGGAGCGAGGUUGGGUUUUGCUCCCGUCGCGUCAGCCGCGCUUCGCCUCAAGCUGCCGCAGGGUCUCGGAGCCAGAACUGUUCGAGCAGCAGAGCGGGGAAAAAAAGAGAUCGUGAAUAAGAAGAAUUCUGGGAAACCUCAGGGCUGAGAAUUCUUGCCCGCAGUGUAUGAACUAUCCAGACUGGAAGUUUUUUUGUUUUUUUUUUUUUUAUUAGAACACUUAACGUCGCAAUAUGCUAAUCACAAUUUACAGAGAAAGAAAAUAAAAAGCUAUAUUUUCAAGACGUCGGUUGUUUCCGGACAGACUAAAAGCCCUCUUCAUCUUCCUGCCUUUUACUUUUACGUGCCCGUGUGAUGCGUUUGGUUGGAGCUAGCUGUAGGACACAACUGAAAACUCGUCUCUUUCACCCGAAUUAACGUGCCAGUUCUUUUUGUAGCAACGUCGUUUUCCUUGGAAGCAAAAAAUGCUGCUUUGUACCAGAGCAACUCAGAGCGGCGUUUCGAGGAGCCCUGUAACCAUUCAUGCCCCCCGUUUUUAUAUAAUUUAUAAAGACAGAUUAAAGCCAUGUUGAAUAUUUUAAACCCACUGUAGCUAACUAACCCAUCCUUUUGUCUAUCUUGCCUGGGAGGAGUUACCGUAGAGCAGCGUGAGUAGAUUUUCCUUGGUUUUUCCAGUUAUGCCAUCAGUUCUGUUAAAAUAAAAACCACACUCCCUUUUUGCUGUUGAGGGAUAUAAAUUAUUCUCAGGAAGAAUAUAAUGAACUGUACAGUUACUUUGACCUAUUAAAAAGGUGUUACCAGUGA